CCUCCACCGCUUCACAGAGGCGCAGCUGAGGGAGAGAGUCAGAGAGAGAAGGCACAGCUCCACCACUCCAGACGCACACAGAGACAAGAGGGAGGGAGCUAGGGGGAAGAGAGCGAGAGAGAGAGAGCUGAAGGCAUGGAGGAGCAAAAGCACACAGACAAGAUUACAAGUACAAUUUUAUCCUCACUUUGUUAUCCACCUCUUCCAAAGGCAAAGGCAAAGCUCACCCUGUUGAAAUCAAAGGUUAUCUGCUGCAAGCUCUACAUUUCUGAAAGCCAGAAUGCGAAGGUUGUUGAUGCAAUCAGUCACAUUGUCCAGAAAGACCCUGAGGUUGUUUUGCUCAGCAAGUUCGAAGAUGACCACUAUAACCGUGUCCGUUACACGCUUGCUUCUUAUAUCGUCAACGACAGCUCAACUGGUGAAGUGAAGUUAAGUCCGAUGAGGCGAGUAUUGUUGGAGAUGACUGAGACGGCGUUUUCUACCAUAAACCUUGAAAUGCACACUGGAACUCACCCAAGGAUUGGUGUUGUUGAUGACAUGUCCUUCCACCCCUUGAAUCAAGCCACAAUGGAAGAUGCUGCUCAACUGGCUAAGAUGGUGGCUUCUGACAUUGGCAAUGGCUUACAAGUCCCAGUAUUCCUGUAUGGAGCAGCACACCCCACAGGCAAGUCUGCGACAGCAGUACGGCGCGGGCUCGGCUACUACCAGGCAAAUUACAUGGGCAUCCAAUGGACAGGUCAGGUACUGCCUGAUAUUCUACCAAUGAAACCAGAUGAGGGCCCAGAUCAUGUUUCUCGUGAAAGAGGAGCCAUGAUGAUUGGUGCUGCACCAUUACCUUUGAGCUAUAAUGUGCCUGUACUAUCAAAGGAUAUCCCAACUGUAAGAAGGAUCACCCGAAGGGUGACUGGUCGGGGUGGAGGAUUGCCGACGGUGCAGGCACUAGCCCUUUCCCAUGGUGACGAUUGCACAGAAAUUGCAUGCUUCAUGGAUCCAGAUCAUGUCAGUGCCGAUCAGGUUCAGCGGCAGGUAGAACAGAUAGCAGCAGAGCAAGGACUUGAGGUUGACAAGGGGUACUUCACUGACUUCACAAAGGAUAGGAUGCUUGAAAAAUACUUCGAGAUUGUGUUGGCUAUUGAUUGACAUGUGCAUACUCUUCUGUGGUUGAAUGCCAUGCACGCGUUGUGUUUUUUGCACAGCUAAUUCAUACCUGUGUAAUCAUGCAUGCAAACCAAUAACCAAUUCUAUCUAACGUUGUCUAUAUAGCAAAUUUCCUUUACAGGUUCCACCUUUGUCUGCAGCAUCUCUGCAGAAGAUGGUUUCUGGAAAACUUAAUCACCAGAGAACAUAUCUGAUAAUUGUAUGAGCUUGUUAUUUUGUUUUUUUUUCAGUGAUUAAGCCAUGGAAAAACAUUAUCUUCCAUGCCAACUUAAAAAUAUUUCGGGAAAAACUAAAUUUGUUACACAUUUCCUCUGGAAAGUUUGAAGGGAAAGAUAAUAUUCAGUUGUAAUGUUCAUCAUCCCCUUAUAGAAGACCAAAGAGAUAAGGUAUUGAGAAUAAUGACUACUGAAGGGGAAUGUAAAUGCAUAGAUAAUGUGCAGGUAUCAACAUGUGAUCCAAAUACCAAUAUCUAGAGAAAACACUCUAAAGCAUUGGUACUGAGUAGAAGUUAACAUAUUUACCUAUCAUCAGGGAAUUGCCUUCAGAUCAUAGGAUCAUGCAAAAAAGUAUAGAAAAAUAUCCAUGCCAUUUACUAUGUGCUUAAUAUUGUUUUCUUGAGCAUCAAUGGCAUAUAUGAGAAGGUUAUUUUCUGUUAGAAGGGCAUGCCAAUGUUUUUCUUAAGUCACAUUACAAAUGUUUGUGGGGACUGCAUCACACAGUUGAUGAAUAAAUAAAACUGAAGGUGAUUUAGAAUCUUUCCCUUAGAAACUUUUGAAUA
Messenger RNA from Oryza brachyantha (malo sina), 1936 nucleotides. RefSeq names its product formimidoyltransferase-cyclodeaminase-like. Lineage: Eukaryota; Viridiplantae; Streptophyta; Magnoliopsida; Poales; Poaceae. Gene Ontology annotation, molecular function: folic acid binding; transferase activity. The transcript has 3 exons. The record is from RefSeq and is a predicted model, not a curated record. Bases 136 to 1140 code for a protein of 334 amino acids.